CAGUGUUAACGUCCCUAUGAUCCUACAAUGACAUCCCUCCAUCGACAGCUUCAGGAGAGCUAGAGAUCCAUUACCGGGACUCUUUUAACAUAGCUGAUAUUUUGGUGUUCAGAAAAAAAAGACAAAAAAUAUUUUUUAAGUUCUAGACUUUAAAACAAAAGAAAAAAAACAUUCCAAGAUGGUGGUGUUGAAGACGGAUUUUUCUCAUUGUCCUCUCAAGAAACGACCGCUUUCAGUAUGUUACGAUGUCACAGCAGGUGAGCAGACGGAACCUCAUGAUCUCAGCCUCAAAUGCACGAGAGAAACGCCUUCAGCCCUCCCAGAAGAACUGCACGCGCGGUUGCCAGAGCCUGUUGCACCCGAAGCCCAACGCGAGGAGCGGCGUGCACAGGCGCUACGUACACAUGCCCUCCAGAUUCCCUCCAGAUACACUCCAUCUACCUCCACACCUGCGGGACCUGCAGACUCCAGACUUGCGAAUUACCAUGGCAGCGUUUCUCCUUUGCCGUGCGACCAAGAAAUGUGCAUGGAUGUACAGCCCUCCGAUUCUCGCGAGUGUCCGCCCGCCUCCGCCUCCAGACUCCCCGUCAGCCCCGUCAGCCCUGUCAGCCCCGCGGAGCGAGACCACGUGCAAGCGCGGCUGAAUUCCAGACCCGGUGCUCGCAGUGUGAGGCACCAGCAUGUUCAGAUUGACUCUCCUGUGCUUGGUACCUCCGGAAUCCCAGUCGCUGGGACGGAGCCGCUGCUGGGAGCGUCGACCCCUUCUUUUCUGAGGCUUCAUCAGGACGUUUCCGCUCCGAGAGGAGGCCAGGCGGUGCCAAGAAGUGCCAUGGAAGCACCGCGCAUUCUUCAAGAAUCUACGAGAGGCGACCUUGAACAGAGACAACAUUCGGCCGCCUCGUUCUCCGCGCCCCCGCACCGGCCGUGGCUGGUCGAGGGCCCCCUUCGCUCUGUCAACAGGCAGUACCCUGAAAUCAACGUACCUCUGCCACCGGCACGACCUCGACCUCUUCUGGCAGGGUCUCCAGGGCUGUGGGCGGGAGUCGUACCGCUGUCGUGGGCAGUUCCCCCUUUGCUGCCGCCUCCGCGCGCUCCUUCGCCGGGCAGACCUCGGCUGGAAUGUCGGUCGCCGGGCUCGGAAUCAGCAUCCAGUGAUGGGAGCAGCGGCGGCGGUCGCGGAGAAACGCGGUACUCCUGCACAGAAUGCACAAAGUCCUACUCCACCUACUCCGGCCUCAGCAAGCACAAGCAGUUCCACUGCGCGGCCCUGGGCGCCAAGUCCUUCGGCUGCAAGCACUGCGACAAGGUGUACACGAGCCUGGGCGCCCUCAAGAUGCACAUCCGCACCCACACCCUGCCGUGCAAGUGCCACCUGUGCGGAAAGGCCUUCUCGCGCCCGUGGCUCCUGCAGGGCCACAUCAGAACCCACACGGGAGAGAAGCCCUUCCAGUGCUCGCAGUGCGACCGCUGCUUCGCCGACCGCAGCAACCUCCGCGCUCACCUCCAGACGCACGCCCACGUCAAGAAGUACGCCUGCGCGACCUGCCACAAGACCUUCUCCAGGAUGUCGCUCCUCAACAAGCACACGGAGGCCGCCUGCCCCGCCAUACAUCGCCGCGUGGUUCCCUAGCGGCGCGCGUCCCAAUUCCACGGGUCUGGCGAGACAGGAUUCUUGCCAAGGCUCCGUGUAUUCUUAAGUACGAGUACCUUUCUUGAGUUUAAAGCCAACUCUGAUUGGUUGCUAUAGCAAUCAGCUGUAAUUAAUUUUGAUAUUUUGUAUAUCGGGAGUCGUUAUUUUGACGUUUACGUUUGUAUAUUGUCCCAGCGUCUUUCUAGUCUUGUAAUAUAGAAGA
This is a messenger RNA of Penaeus indicus, 1853 nucleotides long. RefSeq names its product zinc finger protein Gfi-1b-like. The record is from RefSeq and is a predicted model, not a curated record. Gene Ontology annotation, molecular function: DNA-binding transcription factor activity, RNA polymerase II-specific; RNA polymerase II cis-regulatory region sequence-specific DNA binding. The coding region runs from base 179 to 1630 and encodes 483 amino acids. NCBI's taxonomy places the organism in Eukaryota, Metazoa, Arthropoda, Malacostraca, Decapoda, Penaeidae. The transcript is spliced from 2 exons. Gene Ontology annotation, biological process: regulation of DNA-templated transcription.